AUGAUCAUAGGGAUAACUGUAUUAUUAUCAUAAUUGUUUGAUAAAAGAUGUAAAAUAAUAUGGAGGUAGGAUUUGAAUAAUUAUUGUUUAACUUUUAUUAAGAGAUGUUUAAUAUUGAUUAAAAUGUAAUUGGUCAUCAAGGGGUCAAGAAAGAAAAAUUGUUGAAUGAUCAACAGAAUACUUUGCUAUUAAAAUAUUAAGAAAAUUAUCUGGAGGAAAAAUAUUUUUGAUUUUACAAUAGAAAUAUUAAUGGAUAUUCAUAAUAAUUCAUAUAAAUAAUACAACAAAUA
Molecule: messenger RNA, 290 nt
Organism: Paramecium tetraurelia
Lineage: Eukaryota; Ciliophora; Oligohymenophorea; Peniculida; Parameciidae
Exons: 1
Source: RefSeq, a predicted model, not a curated record